AUGAAGAACAUCUAUUGUGUUUUCUUGCUGCUUGGUGCGUUUUUCGCCGGUAUCAGUGCAACCGUGUUCCAAAACAUCGGUCAAUUAUCAACUACUUCGUUCGAUUUCAUUGUCGUUGGAGGAGGAACUGCAGGACCUGUUGUCGCAAACAGACUAUCUGAAAACCCAAAUUUUCACGUUCUGGUCAUAGAAGCGGGGCCAACAAAUGAAGGCGUUUUGAAUGCCAUGAUACCCAGUUUCUCAGUACAAUUACAACAGACAACCUUCGACUGGAACUACACCACGGUCCCUGGGAUAGGUCUCAAUAAUCGUACACUGGCCUACCCUAGAGGUCGUAUCCUUGGAGGAUGUAGUUCUCACAAUGCCAUGUUUUAUACGAGGGGGUCUAUGGAUGACUAUGAUCGUUGGGCAAAUAUUACUGGCGAUGACGGAUGGAACUGGAAGAACAUUCUCCCGUACAUCUUGAAGGCAAGACUAUUCAUUUAUAACGAGAAGUGGACACCCCCGUCUGAUGAGCACAACACUACUGGAGAAUUUAACCCUGUAGUUCACGGAUUUAACGGGUUAAUGUUUACAAGUCUACCUGGAAGCCCUCAGACUAUUGACAACAUGAUCUUGGAGGUUCCCGAUCAACUUCCUGACCAAUUCCCAUUCUUACUGGACAUGAACGCCGGGAAACCGUUGGGUCUAGGAUGGUUUCAAGGUACCAUAGGAAAUGGAACCCGAAGUAGCGCUGCGACUGCCUAUCUUUCUACAGCAUUUACAAAUCGGCCUAACCUUCAUGUAUUAUUGAAUACAAAGGUCAAACGAAUUUCUGGAUCAAAAAUUCACGGAAUUCCAGCCCUGAACAACGUUGAAAUCGAUGGCUCCCAAUUGACGCUGACGGCAGAAAAAGAGGUCAUCUUGUCGGCGGGCCCAAUAAAUACGCCUCAAAUCCUCAUGAACUCCGGCAUAGGAGACCGCAACGUCCUAGCGAAGCUCCAAAUUCCAACUGUGUUACAUCUCCCAAGUGUAGGCCAAAACUUAACAGACCAACCCAUUACCACAGUUCUGUAUUCUGUGAACUCGAAUAAACCUUUGGACAACUUGGAUACAAAUGCUACCCUUCAGGCCCAGGCAUUGGCUCAAUGGGAGUUCAACAGAACAGGUCCAUUGGUUGAUCCCGGUCCAAACUUCAUUGCAUGGUCACGACUUUCUUCUAACUCUGCGAUCAUCAAAGAAUUUGGAGAUCCAUCAGCAGGCCAGAAUACUCCCCAUCUGGAGCUUGCGCCGUUCUCGGCGUUUUCAAUAGCUUCCCAGCCAGGACAUACAGGAGGCAUGGCUAUAGCCGUGGUGACUCCAAAAUCUCGGGGCUCUGUGACAUUAAACAGCACAGACCCCUUUGGAAAACCUAUCAUUGACCUCGGAUUUUUCACUGAUGAGUUUGACAUACGGGCGAUGAUAGAAGCUAUAAAACUUAGUCAAGUUUUCUACCAAGCUCCAGUUUGGAAAGACUACAUCAUUUCUCAAGUUGCUCCCGCCGUCAAUGCCACUGAUGCUGAGCUUGAACAAUACAUUCGCAGCACUUCUGCUACCACCUUACACGGUGUCGGAACUGCCGCGAUGUCUGCCCCUGACGCAGAUUAUGGGGUCGUUAAUCCUAAUUUAUUGGUAAAAGGUGCCUCCGGCCUUAGGAUAGUUGACGCCUCAAUAAUGCCAUUUAUCAACAGCGGUCAUCCACAAGCACCGGUCUACGCCAUUGCAGAGCGUGCUUCUGAUCUCAUUAAAAGCUGUAACUUGCACAUUGAUAUGACAAUAAUUAAGAUUCAAGCUCUUGCCGCCGCCUUUUCCAACUUCUAG
Messenger RNA from Psilocybe cubensis, 1839 nucleotides. RefSeq lists its product as uncharacterized. The transcript is spliced from 12 exons. NCBI's taxonomy places the organism in Eukaryota, Fungi, Basidiomycota, Agaricomycetes, Agaricales, Agrocybaceae. The record is from RefSeq and is a predicted model, not a curated record. Bases 1 to 1839 code for a protein of 612 amino acids. Gene Ontology annotation, molecular function: flavin adenine dinucleotide binding; oxidoreductase activity, acting on CH-OH group of donors.